Cygnus olor (mute swan) is the source of this 1377-nucleotide messenger RNA. RefSeq names its product dual specificity phosphatase 11 (gene DUSP11). Gene Ontology annotation, molecular function: polynucleotide 5'-phosphatase activity; protein tyrosine/serine/threonine phosphatase activity. The transcript has 9 exons. NCBI's taxonomy places the organism in Eukaryota, Metazoa, Chordata, Aves, Anseriformes, Anatidae. Gene Ontology annotation, biological process: protein dephosphorylation. The record is from RefSeq and is a predicted model, not a curated record. Bases 128 to 1066 code for a protein of 312 amino acids.
CCAGGGGGCGCUGUAGCCGCGGCCGGACUGCGGCCUCCCGGUGCCGUGCGAACGGCGGCCGCGCGGUGUCGGGGCGGCGGAAGCGGAAGCGGUGGCUCCGCCGCCGUUGGGCCGCGCGGUUGUCGCCAUGCCGGGCCGCGGGGGUUGCCGCGUACCGGAGCGGUGGACCGACUACGUCCCGCUGGGCCGGAGGCUGCCGGGUACCCGCUUCAUCGCCUUCAAGGUCCCCCUGAGGCAGAGUUUUGAUCACAAGCUUCAUCCAGAGGAGAGAUUUUCACCUCGUGACCUCAUUAAGAAAAUUAAAGAGCAAAGGGAAGAGCUGGGCUUGAUCAUUGACCUGACAUACACAACUCGCUACUACAGGCCAGAGGAGCUACCAGCCACACUCUGCUACUCAAAGAUCUUGACAAUGGGACAUGAAAUACCAAAUAAUCAGACCAUUUUUCAAUUCAAGAGUGUUGUAAAAAAUUUCUUGAGAGACAAUAAAGACAACGAUAAACUUAUUGGAGUGCAUUGCACACAUGGCUUGAACAGAACUGGCUACCUGGUUUGUAGGUACCUGAUUGAUGUUGAAGGCAUGGAGCCAAAUGCUGCAAUAGAGUUGUUCAACAGAGCUCGAGGGCAUCCUAUUGAGAGAAUGAACUAUAUUGAAGAUCUUCAGAAAAGAUCUGGAAAGAAGAAUUGCGGACUAAAGAAUUUGGGCUUGGACCUCCUCAAGGGAAAAGCAGACGCUACAUCAAACACGAGAAAGCAGAUGGUUGAACAUCACCCGCACCAUUCAGAACAAUUCCCGUUAGCAAUGCCGAGAAACUCUGGCUGUACCAAGAAGAACCGCAAGCAAGGUCACAAGGCACCCACACAACACCAGGAACUUGUGCACAAACACAGGGUGGCUGAGCAAAGGUGGCCUUGCAGUUUGGGACCAAGAAACUGUCCGGUUUCGUUGCCUUACAACAUGCAGCACAACAGACUGUGCUUCCCAGCUCCGAGUUCCCAGCACCAAUCACAGGAAAUGCACAUGGCCAGGAAACGCAGGCGGUGGCGUAGGAAACCUGUGACAGUGUAGAAACAUACACCAAAAGCCAGAGCUGUUUUUUUCACCCAGGAGGAGCUCUGCGGCUGGUUGAAUGAGUGAGUUUGCUGUGGCAUCCACCAGCUGCUGAGCUGGAUGUUGGGAACUGCAAGUGAAGGUGUUCGUAAGACCAGUACAGCUCUCCUUUUUUUCCUUCCUUUUUCUUUUUUUUCUCUUUUUUUUUUACCCUUUCUCUGGGUACUUUUUACAACUGACAUAGAAUUUUUGAAAUCCUGUGUUCAAAUACCAGCCUCCUCAGUUUAUCGAGAGAUGCAGAGAAUAAAUGGAAUUGGAUUGGUCGUAAA